Messenger RNA from Malus domestica (apple), 327 nucleotides. The record is from RefSeq and is a predicted model, not a curated record. Lineage: Eukaryota; Viridiplantae; Streptophyta; Magnoliopsida; Rosales; Rosaceae.
AUGGGAGAAGAGGGAGCAGAGGGAGCAGAGGGAGUCGGCGACAUGGUGAUGCCAGUGCCGAACGUGCACAGCGCGGAGCUCGUGAACAUCAUCGAUUUCUGUACCAAAAACCCAACCUCGCGUGAUGGAGCUGAUCUUGGCUGCCGACUUCUGCACGUCGAUCUAUUGCUGGAAGUGCUGAACCAGACAGUGGCGGAUCGAAUCAAGAACAAGAACGUCGAGCAUAUGAGGAAGUUGUUCGGCGUCGAGAGUGAUUACACGCCUGAGGAAGAACAGAAGCUUUGCGAGGAGUAUGCUUGGGCUUUUGAAAGACAUGUCGUUUUCUGA